Molecule: messenger RNA, 3801 nt
Organism: Lodderomyces beijingensis
Lineage: Eukaryota; Fungi; Ascomycota; Pichiomycetes; Serinales; Debaryomycetaceae
Source: the annotation of a GenBank genome assembly
AUGAGUUCGUUGAACUUCGAACACUCGUAUACCUCGCACACUUCGCAAACUUCGUCUUCUUCGUCUCCUCCGUAUCCAAUUCUGCUGGGUGACUUGGAAAAACUCGACAAAACACCGCCCUAUCCAAUGAAAAACUUGGAGGAAAUCUUGACGGACGACUAUGAUCAAUCCGGAUACUCUUUUGAAGUUGACUCGCCAUCUCAACGACGAACGAGGGCUAUAAUCGAGGAGUCAGUCACCUCUACUUCUCCAAAAUGGCCCGAGGUGCCAAAUUUAAGCACCAACGUUACCACCACCACCACCACCACCAAAACUGAUUCACCAUCGACUUUGUACGGAAGUCAUCGUUUGGAUGAUACAAGCCAAUUCAAUGGCGACGUGUCUCGGACCCCGACAAAUCCACAUUUCAGACACGGACAUCGGCAACAGCGGUCCUCAGUCAACUCCUUGACUCAUUUUGCAGAUAACGAGGUAUAUAGUCGGUCGCCUUCGCCAAAGAGAUCAAUUCAUAGCAAAAACUUGUCAGUUUCGAGCGGUAAUGACGGCUACUUUGCCAACGCCAACUCACCUCCAGGGAGCCCGCGCCGUCCACGACUGACGUACCGGGUGGUUUCUGAUAAUCCAUUCUACGACGACAGCGACUCGAUGGACCGCCACAGGGACGACUUUGAGUCCCCCGCGUCCGAGUACUUUGACUAUUCGAUCUUGCCCGAGCUCCCUGUUAAGGAGAAGGAGGCGACACGAAAGGCACUUCCUCCUCCUCCUCCUCCUCCUCCAGUGCCCUCGGCACUUCCACCGCCGAUACCCGAGGCCAUCGCCAUGGCAAGAAAAAAUCAAGACUUGCCCCCGUUGCCGUUGGAACUACCACAGUUGCCCGUUUGUUCAGCUUCUUUGCAAGCGCACCACUUUGAGGCAUGUCUUAAAAUCUGGUCGCUAUCCGAACUAUUCAAGUGGUGCUGCAAGCUCCAGUAUUGGUUGAUAGACCUGACAUUCUCGAAACAGGAACUCAAGAAAGCAAUCAUAAGAUUAUUGGCGUUCCACAGGAGCGACGUACCCUUGGACUUGAUCACCAAAGGUUCUCAACUCAUAUUUGAUGCCUUAUUGCAAGCGGGUGCAAUUGAAAUGAUGGAGUUGCACAAUGCAAACAGCAAAGUCGACAAGUCGGUUGUCGUUUUCAACGAGGCGGCGUAUGUCAAUGGUGUAUUGCCUGUCCUCACAGAAUGCUAUUCGCCGGUUCGUCAUUUGAAAGAUGAAGAAGUGCUCUGUUACGCACUGUCGUGCAAAUUCAGCAAGCUGAAGAAUCUCGAGCGCAAGAUGAGAAGUAUGGAAAUCAAGAAAAUCGUAUUGGACAAUGACUGGGCCGCCCAUUGGCGUCUAACUAUCGAGGACUUGCGCGGCUUAGACCCAACAUUAAUCAAGAGGCAGUCGCUCUUGUUUGAUUUAUUGAGGUACGAGCAAACGUUUAUCCAGCGAGCAAAAUGCUUUGCCGAUGUUGUUUGUCCCGAGUUUGUCAAUGCUGCAAAGAGCUUCACUAGCAAUUCGCGAAUCAAGGCAUUUGACGAGGAGGUACUUCCCGCAGUGCAAAAAAUUGUUCAAAUCCACCAAGAGCAAUUGUUUGAGCCUCUUUUGAAAGUUUUGGUGGCCGAGGGGAAAUUCAUAAACAGCGUGAUUGAGAUUGCCAAUAUCUAUUGCGACUGGGCAAGAGAUGUUCGCCCGUACUUGGUGACGUAUAUGAACAACAUGCCGAUGAUUGAAGAUUUACUAGCAAUUGCAAGAUUAAAGGCCUUUUUGGAUCAAAAGAUUGGUACCUUGCCCGAGGUGCGCGACUUGAAAGUUAACGUUUCGAUUUUGUUCAUCAGUACUUUCAACUCAAGGUAUCAACAGAUCCCCUUGCAAUUGUUGGACAUUCAAAAAAAGUACCAAAAAAGCGAACCAGAGUAUUUCUUACUCCAACAAGCCAGCGACGAAAUCAAGAAACUAGGAUCCAAGAUCAAUGACUCGAAAAAGACCGCCGAUAGCGCGCACGCAAUGGAGCAAAUCAAAACCGAGCUUCUGUGGAAGUCGGGUUUCCGCCAGGUCAAUCUCAACUUGGAUUCUGCUAACCGAAAGUUUAUAUGCCGGGGAGACUUGACGAGGAAAAGCGACCUUAAGAUCACCACCCAGAUCAAUCACAUUGUCAUUUUGGACAACUAUUUGCUCAUCACCGAACGAAUUAAAAACUCAAAGUCGUCAUCAUCGUCGUCGUCGUCGUCGUCGGGGGCUCAGUACCGGAUUUGUGAAGAUCCUGUGCCGAUUGACUUUUUAAUAUUUUCUGAAAAAAUUGUCAGUUCGUCUGUAUCUCCGAUUAAACUCACGUCAACGUCGUCGUCGCUGCACUUGAAAGGGACACCGUCGCAAACCCAAUCGGACGAGGACAAUUCCAUCCAAUAUGGAAUCAAGAUCAAGUACGCGGGCAAACCAAGACAUUCAAAUACGUUUCUCUGCAAGACUGAGCGCGAGAAGGAUGCCUGGAUGGGGUACAUCAGCUCUGCUAAAACAGCAAUGUGCAAGAGAUUAUACAGCUCGCCGGCAUACACAAUCAGGCUGCUUUCAAGCACGUGUUUUGCUUAUGAUUUCCACAACAGAGUGCAAAAGUUGCAAAUGCUAGUCCCGUUUGAUCCCAUUUACGCCAUCAGCUCGAAUGCGCUAAACAUGAUGAAACAAAUGGCGAUCCCGGCAGACAUUUACAGUGCUGCUGCACCUCGAGGUAGAAUGACAUUCAGCUCUAUCAAGUGCUGCGUCACUUUUAUUUAUAAUGAUUACAAAUUCACAUUGGUGGGUUUGCACAAUGGCUUGUACUGCUGCGAGUCCAAAUCGAGAUGGAAAAAAGUCAUGAAUGGAUCGGAUUUUUCCAAGAUUCACGUCGAUACCAGUACUGGGUUGGUGAUUAUCCUUAGCGACCGGACAUUGAAAUAUUAUUUGAUCCACCAAAUAAUAAACGUAUACACUCAGACUGCCACCGAAUUGAACGGUAUUCCCUUGUCGAAUGACCCGGUGCUUUUCUUCUCGAUGGCCAAUCACAAGAAUGUGCCGAUGCUAUUUUUGGCAAAGAAAAAGGGAAACCUAACCAACUUUAAGGUGAUGAUCCCUGAAACCGAUAAUAAUGGCGUUUUCAGCCGCUUUCGAGAUGACAGGAAGUUCUACAUUGAGGCUGAAUGCUACGGCAUCUCAAUCUUGAACUCGUCAUUUGCCGUGCAUACAGACAAGGGGUUUGAAAUCCUUGAGCUCGAGCAUAUGAUCCCCAGACCAGUGCCCGAGUUGCCCGACGUUGAAUCUGAGCCUGUCCCUAGAAAGAAAAUCGACCAGUUUGUGAAAACAUCUGGACCCAGCGAUAAUGGCAACGCCACCACCACCACUCCCAACACCAUUGUGCGAAGUAUCAAGAAAUUGCUAUCUUCAUCACACGUUAUUCCCUUGGGUAUGUUUAAACUAUCCAACAAUCAAGAGUUUUUACUUGUUUACGACGAGUUUGCUAUAUUUGUCAAUAAGCACGGGUUCUUGUCGAGAUAUGUGAUUUUGCUAUUUGACUUUAAGGCCAAGUCGAUAAAUUUCAAGAAUAACGAUCUUUUUCUCGUUAAGGACGACGUGCUUGAAAUAUUGUCCAUCAGCAAUUUCGCUAAGGGCUCGAACAAAUUCAUCCAGGUGAUCACUGGUAGAGAUAUCAGGUUAGUAUCGAGUCCCGAAAGUGAUGAUGUCACGGUAGCAAUGGCGAAUCCGUUGGUGCCUGGUUUACAAUUGUUGUUUGAUUUGGUUCCGAAAUGA